Messenger RNA from Falco peregrinus (peregrine falcon), 1224 nucleotides. It is a transcript of the gene VSTM2B, whose product is annotated as V-set and transmembrane domain containing 2B. NCBI's taxonomy places the organism in Eukaryota, Metazoa, Chordata, Aves, Falconiformes, Falconidae. The record is from RefSeq and is a predicted model, not a curated record. The transcript has 5 exons. The coding region runs from base 321 to 1106 and encodes 261 amino acids.
GGGUCUCGGCGGGGAGCCCGGCGCCGCGUCCUCGCCUGCGGGCAGCGGGAGCCCCCAUCCAGCGCAGGGCAGCUGAAUCCCGAGCGGCGGAGCAAAGCGCCGGGACGAGAUUUAUCGCUUCGUUCCCUGAGACGCCGCUUCCACCGGCGAGCCGCUCUGAGCAGCCGGCUGUGGAUUUUACCUUUGCUUCCCCACAAACCAAGGUUAGCCGGGCGGCUUCUCGGGAGGGAGCCCCGACCCGGCCCCGCCGUGUGCGAUGGAUUGAGGCGUGCCCGGCUGCGCCCCCAGCCCGGCCCCCGCCCGCAGCCCACAUAGAUGCGAUGGAAAAUCGGGGGCUCUUCUGCACCUUAUGUUACCUGAUGUUCAACGCACCUCUGCUCUUCAUCGUCACCGCUACCUUUACUGAAGUUCCCAAAGAUGUGACUGUUAGGGAGGGAGAUGAUAUUGAGAUGCCUUGUGCUUUCCGAGCCAGCGGAUCCACCUCUUACUCCUUGGAAAUCCAGUGGUGGUACCUUAAAGAACCAGCCAGAGAACUUGCACACGAAUUAGCCAUCAGUGUCCCCGGCAGCAGGAGCAAGGUAACGAAUAAGGAUGCAACCAAAAUCAGCACGGUCCGCGUCCAGGGCAACGACAUCUCGCACCGGCUGCGGCUCUCGGGCGUGCGGCGCCAGGACGAGGGCGUCUACCAGUGCCGCGUGGCGGACUACAGCGACGACGAGACAGAGGAGCACAAGGCCCAGGCGCUGCUGCGCGUCCUCUCCCGCUUCGCGCCGCCCGACGUGCAGGCGGCCGAGGCGGUGUCGCACAUCCAGAGCGGCGCGGCCCCGCGGCGCCACGGCCCCGCCGCCCGGCCCACGCCGCAGCCCGGCCCCGGCAAGCGCCCGCCGCCGCCCCCGGCCCCGGGGGGUGCCGGUGCCGCCGCCUCCACCGCCAGCGCCACCGCCUCGGCGGCCGCCGCCUCCUCGGCCUCGCCGCCGCCGGGUCAGGCCGCCAUCCUCCGCCAGCAGCACGGUUCAGGUACAGGACCUAUUUAUGCUACAGACCCACUCCUAUAUAUGUUCCUGUUAAUACUGCAUAAGCUUGUACAUUUAUUAGUAAACCACUGACGGACUACUUCCUCCACUCCUCCUCAGCCAAACAAAAAGGAACCUAUUUAAAAACAGAACAAACCCCUGACAAAAAGAAAAAAAAAAAAACCACUGCAGUUUUAAAGAUGGACAGAAA